ACUUGUUAAACUUAAUUUUGCAUUUCAUUUAUGUUUCAUGUGUCUUACUUUCAUUUAGUUUUUAUUAUGUAGUUUUGCUCUUAUGUUUUCUUAAAUUAUUAAAUAAACUAAAGGUGCUAGAUACAUUAUCUGUUGGUUAGGACUAGGGAUUUAUAAGUUGCCAGUUUUGAUGGUACCAGUGACCAUAGUUCUUAAGGCGUCGCCUAGGCGUCAAGGCGCUCAGGGAGGCCAAGGCGUCGCCGACGCCCAGCCAGAAGAGAGGAAGAGUAAGGGGAAGGAGCGACCGGGAGAUGAAAGGAGGAGCAAGAAGGUUACCAGAACUAGCAAGCGACGACCUCCGCCUUCCUCAUCCUCGACGGCACCGGCGCCGGCGAGAUCUGGCCCCCAAGAAACUAGAGAGGUGCAAGGACUUGAAGGGGGAGCGGCUGCGGUGCUCCAUUUGAGCAGCUGGAGGGGACGCCGGGGUUCGUUGCUGCACGGUUCUGCUGCGGCUGCAGUCGAUGUGCAGGGGAGCGCCGGCGGAAGGGAGGAGAGGAAUGCGGGGCGGAAGGGAGGAGCGGCGACACGGCUGCGAGGGAGAAGCGGCGCUGCUGCGAGGUAGCGAGGGAGAAGCGGCGGCAGUUCUGGAUGUAGGGUUACGGGGGGUGGUCAUGGGCUUGUUAGUGGGCUGGGCCUUACAUUCUUCUUGGGCCUUUUCUCUUUUCUUUCUUCUUUUCUCAUUUCUUUUCCCCUUUAUACUGCUAAUAUGCUGCUUUUACGUUGGUGUAUGGCGUCGCCUAGGCGUCCAGAGGAGACUAGAUACAGAUUGCAAAGUUGAUCCAGGAUCAUUUGAGUUUAAGAAAAACAAAUUUGGCAAACCUGAGAUACUGUGGCAAUCUGAUGACAGCAAGAUGGAAUGGCCUUUGCAUUUCAAUAUUUCACACACGUCUUCUUUGAUUGCAUGUGGCAUAACCAUGGAUACUCCUAUUGGCAUUGACAUUGAAGAGAAGAAACGAAAGACAGCCAAGAAUAUUUUAUCUCUCGCUCGCCGUUAUUUCACCCCAUCUGAAGUUGAUUAUCUAGCUAAAAUGCCGGAUCCUGAUGCUCAGCAGAAGGAAUUCAUAAAACUAUGGACUCUUAAAGAAGCAUACGUAAAAGCUCUUGGAAGGGGAUUUUCAGGUGCUCCUUUCAAUAAGUUCUCAAUCGAAUUGACAGCAAAGAAUGGAAUCCGAAUUUCUGUGGCACCAAAAGCAUUCAAGGAUUCUGACUGUUUGUCCGAGAAUUGGCAAUUUGCACUUGCGGAGCUAAAUAGUUCUCAUUACAUGGCAGUUUGUGUAGAGGAUGACUCAAGAAGUUCAGAUUCUGGGAAUGGUCGGCUACCUCUAGGAUUGAAAGUAUGGAAGACUGUUCCCUUCGUAGAAGAUACGCUUGUUUCUGGAACAGAAGCUGCGACUCUUAUCAGUUGAGUAUGUGAGAGUCUGCUAUUAGCCUUAUGGUUUCACCAGAUGAUAAUGCGAUACAAUGAAUUCAUAUUUUGGAGAAGUAUGCAGGGAAACUCUGAACAUUCUUCAAGCAUUGAUUAGGUGAUUGCUGAGAUCAUGCAUUAGUGGGUGCUCGGGAAAUACGAUUUUCAGAGUCCAGAUAUUCAGAUUAAGACUGUUAUUAGCUGUAGCCUACCACAGCAAACUAUUUCGGAAGGAAUAAACUGUUUGUUACUGUUGCAAAAUUAUGUAUCAUUGGAAAAGAUACUCGUAACAUGUAUAGACUUCUAUAAAAAGUAACAUUGGAAGUAGCUCUUGUAGUAUUUCAUUGCAUUGACCCAAAGUUGGAUACGUUGUAUGUCAUAGUCAUUGUGGUCCCAAUAUGAUAAUUUGGAAUAUGAUUUGAUGUGUCA
Panicum virgatum (switchgrass) is the source of this 1873-nucleotide messenger RNA. Its product is annotated as 4'-phosphopantetheinyl transferase HetI-like. The transcript is spliced from 7 exons. Gene Ontology annotation, cellular component: cytosol. The record is from RefSeq and is a predicted model, not a curated record. Gene Ontology annotation, biological process: fatty acid biosynthetic process. Gene Ontology annotation, molecular function: magnesium ion binding; holo-[acyl-carrier-protein] synthase activity. The coding region runs from base 501 to 1445 and encodes 314 amino acids. NCBI's taxonomy places the organism in Eukaryota, Viridiplantae, Streptophyta, Magnoliopsida, Poales, Poaceae.